Molecule: messenger RNA, 546 nt
Organism: Arctia plantaginis
Lineage: Eukaryota; Metazoa; Arthropoda; Insecta; Lepidoptera; Erebidae
Source: the annotation of a GenBank genome assembly
AUGGGCCUAUUGAAUAUUUUGAAAAAGUUGCGUUCAAAUCCAGAGAAGGAAUUGCGAUUACUAUUGCUUGGCCUUGACAAUGCUGGUAAAACGACACUUCUGAAGCAGUUAGCAUCUGAAGACGUGAAUCAGGUUACUCCUACUGCUGGGUUUAAUAUAAAAUCAGUUUUAUCAAAUGGUUUUAAGCUGAAUGUGUGGGAUAUCGGCGGCCAGAGAAAGAUCAGGCCAUACUGGAGGAAUUAUUUUGAGAAUACUGAUAUAUUGAUUUAUGUGGUAGACUGUUCUGAUCAUCAACGACUGGAGGAGACUAGCCACGAGUUAGCAGAAUUGCUUGAAGAUGAAAAGCUUCGUGGGGUACCUAUGCUGGUGUAUGCUAACAAGCAAGAUUUAGCUACUGCUCUGCCGUCAAGUGAAAUAGCAACCCACUUAGGCUUGCAUCUGAUAAGAGAUCGCACCUGGCAAAUACAGGCGUGCGUGGCGACAGACGGAACUGGAGUGAAGGAAGGCAUGGAGUGGGUCUGCAAAAAUAUUCCAACUAAAAAAUAA